Messenger RNA from Pseudoliparis swirei, 2446 nucleotides. It is a transcript of the gene f2rl2, whose product is annotated as coagulation factor II (thrombin) receptor-like 2. Gene Ontology annotation, biological process: blood coagulation; phospholipase C-activating G protein-coupled receptor signaling pathway; thrombin-activated receptor signaling pathway. The transcript is spliced from 2 exons. NCBI's taxonomy places the organism in Eukaryota, Metazoa, Chordata, Actinopteri, Perciformes, Liparidae. The record is from RefSeq and is a predicted model, not a curated record. The coding region runs from base 619 to 1731 and encodes 370 amino acids. Gene Ontology annotation, cellular component: membrane. Gene Ontology annotation, molecular function: thrombin-activated receptor activity.
CUUCUAUAUCUUUCAUCCCUGUUUCUUAUAUUUUGUGUUUUGUUUUUUAUUCUUGUUCGUUUUUUUAUUUUUAUUGGUGCUGCUACUGUCACGACAAAUUUCCCCUUGGGGAUUAAUAAAGUAUAUAACUAUCUAUCCAUCUACAACAUCUACUACAGUAGUGAUUCCUCAACUAUAACCAGGAUGACCAUCACUGCAGUCGCCCUCAAAAUCAAUACCAAAACCCUUUAAUGGCCGAAACCACAAUAAAAUACUUAUUGUAACAGUAAUCAGUGAGAUUUCUUUCUGGAUCUCAGCUGUUGAAACUAUUAAGGACCGUCUUCACACCCGAGCGAGUCAGUGGGCAGUCACUGUCCCGGGCAGAAGGGAAUUCAGUUUCAAAGGCUGGACAGGAAAUGUGCUCACUGCGGCGGACAAACGGACGAGCGCCCCACAUACAGUACGCGAGCAGGAAGCCAGGCUCCAGAACACACCAUUAUCAGAUCUACCGUUGCGCCGAAGAGAUGCAAAACAGCAAAUUUCACCGGUGGAGAACUCCUACAUUUACUGGAAAGAAGCAACAGCGAGCGCGGUGAAGACGAGAAAGCGUCACCUCUCUGGGAUACAGACGCCAGAGGAAUGGCCAACCUUGUGCCAGGACUUCUCAUUUGUUUAAUGGCCGUGCGAACCAGUCAGCAUGACGGAAAUAGAACCCGGACCCGACUUAUUAUUCCAUCUGUUGCGAUACCAAAAACCUUCAAGGGGACGACGUACAAACUUAACCACACCAACCAGCUGCCGGCCCUCCAUCCCAGCACACACCCUCGGCUGGACGUGAGCUUGGAGGACCCCGUGAUGGGCUUCACCAGAGGGGUCCUCAGCACCCGGGUCAUUCCGUCAUCAUACAUCCUGGCCAUGCUGGUGGGCAUCCCCUCCAACGCCUACAUUCUGACCUUCCUCAGACUCAGAGCGAAGCCCUCGUCCACGUUGGUCCUGUACCUGAACCUGGCCCUGUCCGACCUGCUGCUGCUGCUGUCCCUGGCGCUGCGUGUUCACUACCACUUCAACGGGAACAACUGGAUAUUUGGGGAAAUCUCCUGCCGGCUCAUCACGGCCUUGUUCUACGGUAACGUUUACAGUUCGGCACAAACCAUCGCGUGCAUCAGUCUGAAGCGCUACCUGGCUGUGGUGCGGCCGUUUCUGUACAGGCGGCUGGCUAAGACCACCAUGGCGGUGUGGACGUGCUUGGUGGUGUGGUUCCUGUUCGGCGCUGCGAUUGUGCCCGAGCUCCUGGUCAGGCAGAGCUACCACGUCGUCCAGCUGGGGGUAACCACCUGCCACGAUGUACUUCCCCUCGAGGAAAAGUCACACUCCUUGCUGGUACCGUACAGGCUGAUGCUCGUUUGUCUCGGUUUCAUCGUGCCCUUUCUGAUUUGCAUCUACGCCCACGUGGCCGUGGUGUACCACCUCGGGCAAUCUCGUUGCGACUGGAAGCCGUUCAUCAGGGUCAGCACUCUAGUUUUCGUCAUCUUCGUGGUGUGUUUCUUGCCUGGCGGCGUCCUGCAUAUCGCCCACUACGUCCGCCUGUCUACCAGCGGGGACGACACGCUGUACGGAUACUACAGAGUGGCGGUGUGUCUCUGCUGCUUCCACAGUUGUCUGGAUCCCUUCCUGUGUAUGCUCAUUUCCAAGACGGGAGCCUCGGAACUACAGUUCAUCUCCCUCCGCGGGAUUCCUCAGAGGCCUCCGUGAGCACAGAAAAAGCUUCUCCUUGCGAGACCAUUGUUGGGAACCAGCAGGGAAGGGCAAUUCAAUUCAAUUCAGUUUAUUUGUAUAGCCCAAUUUCACAAAUUACUAAUUUGUCUCGGAGUGCUUUACAAUCUGUACACAUAGACAUCCCUGUCCCAAAACCUCACAUCGGAUCAGGAAAAACUCCCAAAUAACCCUUCAGGGGGAAAAAAAGGGAAGAAACCUUCAGGAGAGAACAGAGGAGGAUCCCUCUCCAGGAUGGACAGAACAAUAGAUGUAAUGUGACCAGAAGGACAGAUUAGAGUUAACAACCCAGGAACCAAGAUGCUCGAGUCAAGACCCUGAAUUCAACAGCGCGAUACUGUAAUCUCUGUUUCAGGAAUAUUAGGAUCAGGAAGGGAACAUUUCCACUGUGAAUCCAAUACAGGCCUAUUGUGUCAACCCAGCAACAUGUCAAAUUGGGUGCUUGAUGACACACAACUGGCAACAAUAAUCUUUUCUCUUUGCCAUGUUAAAAGAUCAACAUUUAGCUAUUCACAUGCAUAAUGAUGCAGAGAUGAAAAUUGGAGCCAUGUCAGGGAUGAAAGGGUGCUGUGCAGCUCCGGUUUAUCAGCCAUAAAGGCUUUUUUAAAAAAUAUGUUUCACUUUGAGGAUACAGGAGGAGGAACAACACCUUCUUUUUCAAUGAAUGCUAUAUGCAUUAACCAAAGAAUGGUCA